GUGGAUAAAGAAAAAGGAGACCAAAACUAGUGGCCAAAUAAAAUUUCCCGAAAUUCAAUAAAUAUCAUCCCCCGGAUAAGUUGUUUGUGUUAUUGUACGUUUUCCAAAUUCAAGACAAGAAAAAACUUUUUUCUUUGAGACAAAAAAAACAUGGAUUUCUUCACCGAUCAAGUAAAGAAGAAAUUCUCGGACAAGAAACCGGAGAACUCUGAUCCGGAGCCAAACCACAACAAAAACAAACCCGGUCACACCGAUCCAACAACACAUAAACCAGUUUCCAACACUGAUCAAUCAACACAUAGGCCAGCUUCGAACGCCGAGCUCAUGGCUAGUGCCAAGAUCGUAGCCGAAGCAGCUCAAGCCGCUGCUCGUAACGAGUCAGACAAGCUUGACAAAGCUAAAGUCGCCGGAGCCACCGCUGAUAUCUUAGACGCCGCUUCUAGAUACGGUAAGCUCGAUGAAAAGAGCGGUGUUGGUCAGUACCUUGAAAAGGCUGAACAAUAUCUCCACAAGUACGAAACUUCCCACUCUCACUCCUCCACCGGUGGAAGCCACGGUAGCCAAGGCGGUGUUGGCAGCGGUGGAAGCCAUGGUGGUGUCAGCGGUGGAGCACCGGCGGCUAAGAAAGAAGAUGAGAAGAAGUCCGGAGGUGGCCAUGGGUUUGGAGAUUAUGCUAAGAUGGCUCAAGGUUUUAUGAAGUGAUUAAUGUUCUAAUUAUUAAAAAAUAAUUAUGUUAGUAAUUUAUCUUCUAGAAUUUAAGCUGUUGUUUUCUGAAUUAUUAACUGUUGGAUUUGUCAUUUGUGUAUGAUGGAGGAACAUUAUGAUGUUAAACAUCAUGUAUCAUGUUGACUACCUCUAUAAGUGGUUCUUUAGUUCUUACAAAAGUUAAAA
Messenger RNA from Arabidopsis lyrata subsp. lyrata, 891 nucleotides. RefSeq names its product nodulin-related protein 1. The record is from RefSeq and is a predicted model, not a curated record. The transcript has a single exon. The coding region runs from base 151 to 702 and encodes 183 amino acids. NCBI's taxonomy places the organism in Eukaryota, Viridiplantae, Streptophyta, Magnoliopsida, Brassicales, Brassicaceae. Gene Ontology annotation, biological process: response to heat; regulation of abscisic acid biosynthetic process.